ACAGCGUCCCCAAACUUCCUCCCAAGACCUACAAGAGGGAGUCUCUGACCCCCGCCCCCUUUUGGACACCCCCCGCACUGUGAUUGGACAGCCUGGACCUCCUGAGGGGGGUGGCACAGCUGAUUGGACGGCCUGCUGAGGAGGCAGGGCUUGAUGAGCUAACACUACAGCUGAUCGGAUGAGAACAAACAAAACGAUGGAUUUAAAGACAAAAAAACAUCCGAUUGAUCAAUCAGGGUGUUGAAUAAAGAUCAUGUGCCCUUAUUCUGAAAAACAAACAAAUCAUGUGCCCUUAUUCUGAAAAACGAACUGAUUGUAUCCUCCAGCUGCAGAACUUUGGAGAACAGUCCACAGACUGAAGUGGACUCAGGUGUUGGUGUGUCGAGAGCCUUCAGGUACUGGACCAGAACCAAAGAGCUGUGUCCCAAUGCAGCGGCUGCAGCCUUCAGAGGACGCAGCCUUCACGGUCUACGUAGACCGCGUCCUUUGAACACCGUGGAGGCUGGACCGAGCGGUCCCCGAAAUGAGACGGUCUGGUCCACAGAUGAUUUCCUGUUUGCGUCACCAGCUUUUCGCGCCCCGCCCUUUUGCCGCUUCCGUCUCCUAGCAACCAGCUGCGGUUGUCAUAAAAGAGUUACAACAUCUGACAGCUGACAUGUGGACACGCCCCUUGAUAUAAGCCCCGCCCCUGGCGAAAACAUCAAUCCCUCCAUCAGCAGCCGCUCAGACUGAGAUUAGGAGUUUAAACCUGCAGAGAAACUUCCCCUCUGAACCAGAAGAAGAAGAAGGAGAAGAAGAAGAAGAAGAAGAAGAAGAAGAAGAAGAAGAAGAAGAAGAAGAAGAAGGAGAAGAAGGAGAAGAAGAAGAUGGCCGACUCCACCAGCAGCAGUCACUCUGACUCUUCAUCAUCAUCCAACAACUCCUCUUCCUCCCUCAGAGACCUCACACGUUCAGCCUUCCAGCUCAUCCACUGGAAAGAACCCAAAAAGUCUGCGGUGGCGUUUGGCUCUUCGCUGCUGGUUCUCGUCUCCGUGGCGACGCUCUCUGUCAUCAGCGUGGUGUCUUACCUGCUGCUGGCCUGCCUCUGUGUCACCAUCACCUUCAGGGUUUAUAAAUCAGUCAUCCAGGCCGUCCAGAAGUCAGACGAAGGUCAUCCAUUCAGGUCUCAGUUGGAGAGGGACAUCUCUGUGUCCUCGGAGUCCGCCCGGCUGCUGACGGAUCAGUCUCUGUUCCAUCUGAACUGGUUCAGCAGUCAGACCAGGAGGCUGCUGCUGGUUGAAGACCUGGUGGACUCUCUAAAGUUGGCUGCUGUCAUGUGGAUGAUGACGUAUGUUGGAGCCAUCUUUAAUGGCGUCACCAUCCUCAUCCUCGCUGACAUCAUGUUCUUCACCACACCGCUGAUCUACCAGAAGAAAAAGUCACAGAUUGAUCGGUACAUUGACUUGAUCCGGUCCAGAGUGGAGGAGAUGCUGCAGAAGCUGAAGGACCGGUUACCUGGAGCUGUGAGAAGAACCAAAGCAGAAUGACCACCUGACACACACACACACACACACACACACACACACACACACACACACACACACACACACACACACACACACACCUGGACAGGCUGUGGUUCAUUCUCGUCCUCUGAUUGGUCCGUUUGUCAGUGAAUCACCUGCUGUAAU
This is a messenger RNA of Anoplopoma fimbria (sablefish), 1670 nucleotides long. RefSeq names its product reticulon-3-B-like. Gene Ontology annotation, cellular component: neuron projection; postsynaptic density. Gene Ontology annotation, biological process: endoplasmic reticulum tubular network formation; neuron differentiation; brain development. Lineage: Eukaryota; Metazoa; Chordata; Actinopteri; Perciformes; Anoplopomatidae. The transcript has 10 exons. The record is from RefSeq and is a predicted model, not a curated record. Bases 867 to 1526 code for a protein of 219 amino acids.